Molecule: messenger RNA, 497 nt
Organism: Anastrepha obliqua
Lineage: Eukaryota; Metazoa; Arthropoda; Insecta; Diptera; Tephritidae
Exons: 2
Coding region: 57-461 (134 amino acids)
Source: RefSeq, a predicted model, not a curated record
AAAAAUCGCGUUAGUUUUGUAAAUCAGUAUUGACGGAAUAAUGACAUAAAGCGACCAUGUCCAAAGCAACUAAGGCUCUCAAGAUAUGCAAACAAUUAACAGGAAACUCCUUAGAUUGUAGUUCGAAAGUCCUGAGAUGGAUCUACACUAUGAUAAUUAGACCUAAGAUACCGUAUGGCGCGGUUGCGUGGGGAAUGAGGGCCACCCUAUCGACAGGUCUGACAAUGCGCACCUUCUCAACAACUGCAUUGGCCGUAGUCCUCGAGCUAUCACCGCUUCAUAUUGUUAUUCAGCAGUCAGCCAAGCGUUCCUUAUUUAACAUGACAAGCAAAGAAAUCACAAAUGCCAUAACUUUUAAGAAGAGCUUCAGAAUUGAACUAGGCAUUAAGGAAAUUUGGAGUGCUUCUAAACACGUAUCCUACACUAAUAUACAAAUGGUUCGAAGACAUCACGAGGAAUAGGCUCUGGGAUCUAUGGUCCAAAAACCAAAUCUGGCC